Molecule: messenger RNA, 2047 nt
Organism: Erythranthe guttata (spotted monkey flower)
Lineage: Eukaryota; Viridiplantae; Streptophyta; Magnoliopsida; Lamiales; Phrymaceae
Source: RefSeq, a predicted model, not a curated record
UUAUUACGAUUGAAAAUCUGCCCCUUAUUUACUUUUUCCGUGUACACACAACACACACAUUUUGCGUGUUGAGAUUUUUUGUUAAGGUUUGGAGAUGGCGAAGGACAAGUUUAUUGUGGAGGUGGAGCCUUCGAAGCCGGCCAAGGAUGGGAAGCCGUCGAUCGGACCGGUUUAUCGGAGUAUUUUUGCCAAGGAUGGUUUUCCGGCGCCGAUUCCCGGACUCGACUGCUGCUGGGACAUUUUCCGUUUGUCAGUAGAGAAAUAUCCCAAUAACCGGAUGCUUGGUCGCCGUGAAAUUGUCGAUGGGAAGCCUGGUAAAUAUUCGUGGAUGACUUAUAAAGAAGUUUACGACGUAGUGCUGAAAAUUGGUAAUUCCAUCCGCGCUUGUGGCAUUGAAGAAGGAGGACGAUGUGGAAUUUAUGGAUCUAAUUCCCCUGAGUGGAUUAUGAGUAUGGAGGCAUGUAAUGCUCAUGGGCUCUAUUGCGUUCCUCUAUAUGACACCUUAGGUGCUGGGGCUAUUGAGUUCAUCAUUUGCCAUGCGGAAGUUGCACUUGCUUUUGUAGAAGAAAAAAAAGUUUCAGAGCUCUUGAAAACAUUUCCAGGUGCAGCAACGUACUUGAAAACAAUUGUAAGCUUUGGGGGAGUCACUUCUGAACAGAAGGAAGAAGCUGAAAAAUAUGGCGCGGCUAUUUAUUCUUGGCAUGAAUUUUUGUCAUUGGGAAAACACAAAGAUUUUGAUCUCCCCGUGAAACAGAAAACAGACAUUUGUACAAUUAUGUAUACUAGUGGGACUACUGGAGACCCCAAAGGAGUCAUGAUUUCCAACAAAAGCAUUGUUACAUUAAUAGCUGGAGUACAAUGUCUGCUAUCGAAUGUCAAUGAAUCGUUGACGGUCAAUGAUGUGUAUCUGUCAUAUCUUCCCCUGGCGCACAUCUUUGAUCGAGUCAUUGAAGAGUGUUUCAUCAAUCACGGGGCGUCAAUUGGAUUUUGGCGUGGGGAUGUCAAGUUAUUGGUUGAAGAUAUUGCAGAGCUUAAGCCCACUAUUUUCUGUGCUGUUCCUCGGGUACUAGAGAGAAUUUAUGCAGGUUUACAGCUGAAGAUUUCGUCAGGGGGGUUUGUCAAACAAACAAUGUUCAAUUUUGCUUACUCUUUAAAAUUACGAAAUAUGAGGAAGGGACAAAAACACGCAGAGGCAUCUCCAAUAUGUGAUAAAGUUGUUUUCAGUAAGGUGAAACAAGGUUUAGGGGGCAAAGUAAGACUUAUUUUAUCUGGAGCAGCACCUCUUGCCUCACAUGUAGAAGAAUUUCUGAGAGUUGUGUCAGGCUCUUAUGUUCUUCAAGGAUACGGCUUGACGGAAACUUGUGCUGGUACAUUUGUUUCAAUACCGGACGAGCUGAAGAUGCUGGGCACAGUGGGUCCCCCAGUCCCUAAUGUUGAGGUUUGCCUGGAAUCUGUUCCCGAAAUGGGGUACGAUGCCCUUUCAAGUACACCUCGUGGAGAAGUAUGUGUAAGGGGUGAUACUUUGUUUUCUGGCUACUUCAAACGCGAAGACUUAACCAAAGAAGUCUUUGUUGAUGGCUGGUUUCACACAGGUGAUGUCGGUGAAUGGCAAGCAGAUGGGAGCUUGAAAAUUAUUGACCGUAAGAAGAACAUUUUCAAACUCUCACAAGGAGAAUAUGUUGCAGUCGAGAACUUGGAAAAUAUAUAUGGUCUAGUUUCUGAUAUUGACUCGAUAUGGGUAUAUGGGAACAGCUUUGAAUCUUUCCUUGUUGCCAUUAUCAACCCAAGUCAGCCAGCAGUGGAACGAUGGGCUGAACAGAAUGACAUAUCUGGGGACUUUAAAGCCCUCUGUGAAAAUACCAAAGUGAAAGAAUACUUUCUUGGAGAGCUCGCACGGAUUUCAAAAGAAAAGAAGUUGAAGGGUUUUGAAGUCAUUAGAGCAGUUCAUCUUGAUCCAGUCCCGUUCGACAUGGAACGAGACCUUAUCACACCAACAUUCAAGAAGAAAAGACCACAGUUGCUUAAGUACUACCAGGUAAACCUUUUG